GUCCUGGUGGCCACAGUUGACAAUGCUAACCUCCUCCUGCAGAUUGACAAUGCCAGGCUGACAGCUGAUGACUUCAGGACCAAGUUUGAGACGGAGCAGGCUCUGCGCCUGAGCGUGGAGGCCGACAUCAAUGGCCUGCGCAGAGUCCUGGAUGAGCUCACCCUGGCCAGAGCUGACCUGGAGAUGCAGAUUGAGAACCUGAAGGAGGAGCUGGCCUACCUCAAGAAGAACCACGAGGAGGAAAUGAAUGCCCUGCGUGGGCAGGUGGGUGGAGAGAUCAGCGUGGAGAUGGAUGCUGCUCCUGGAAUUGACCUCACCAAGAUCCUGGCUGACAUGAGGGAGCAGUACGAGAGCCUGGCGGACAAGAACCGCAGGGACGCCGAGCAGUGGUUCUUCAGCAAGACGGAAGAGCUGAACCGGGAGGUGGCCAUCAACACGGAGCAGCUUCAGAGCGGCAAGACGGAGAUCACAGAGCUACGACGCACCAUCCAGAGCCUGGAGAUUGACCUGCAGUCCCAGCUCAGCACGAAAGCGGCGUUGGAGGGCACCUUGGCCGACACAGAAGCCCGUUACGGCACCCAGCUGGCCCAGCUCCAGGGGCUGAUCACCAGCGUGGAGGAGCAGCUGGCCGAGCUGCGGUGCGACAUGGAGCGCCAGAACCACGAGUACAGGGUCCUCCUGGACGUCAAAUGCCGCCUGGAGCAGGAGAUCGCCACGUACCGCCGGCUCCUGGAGGGCGAGGACGCCCACAUGUCUUCCCACUACGUCUCACAGUCUGUGAAAGAAGGACCUGUAACUACCCGUCAAAUCCGCACAAUCUUUGAGGAGGUCCAGGAUGGGAAGGUGAUUUCCUCCCGUGAGCAGAUCACCCAGGCUGCCCGCUGA
Messenger RNA from Pygoscelis adeliae (Adelie penguin), 885 nucleotides. Its product is annotated as keratin, type I cytoskeletal 14-like. Gene Ontology annotation, cellular component: keratin filament. The record is from RefSeq and is a predicted model, not a curated record. The transcript has 7 exons. The annotation marks the transcript as partial. Lineage: Eukaryota; Metazoa; Chordata; Aves; Sphenisciformes; Spheniscidae. Gene Ontology annotation, molecular function: structural molecule activity.